Messenger RNA from Staurois parvus, 1014 nucleotides. NCBI's taxonomy places the organism in Eukaryota, Metazoa, Chordata, Amphibia, Anura, Ranidae. The record is from the annotation of a GenBank genome assembly.
AUGCUCAGCAGUACAGCAGAUCUGAGAGAUCGCUUUAUAGACAGAACAGCCGAUACCUCUGAGAGGUCCUCACCCAGAGCAUCAGACCCAUUCUCCUUUUCCUGCUCAGAGUGUGGAGAAUGUUUCACCGGGUUAUCCGCUCUCCUCGAACAUUAUCAAACUCACACAAGCGGGGGGUCAUUUAUAUGUUUGACGUGUGGGAAAUGUUUUAAGGCAGACAAGCCAGGUCCGGGGCAGAAGAGGGCGCACCUUGGUGAGAAGCCGUUCAUCUGUGCUGAGUGCGGGAGAUGUUUCGCCUGGCAGUCGGCCCUCGAUAGGCACGAACUGACCCACUCUGGGGAGAGGAGGUUUCAUUGUCUAGAAUGUGGAAGGAAUUUCGAAUUCCGGUCAAAGUUCAUACAACACCAGAGGAGCCAUACUGGCGAGAAGCCUUUCCCAUGUUCAGAGUGCGGGAAGUCCUUUCGGCAAAAGUCACGGCUCCGGGCCCAUCAGACCAUCCACAGAGGGGAGAAGCCGUUUGCCUGUUCGGAGUGUGAGAGGUGCUUUAUUGCCAAAGCAGACCUGGUCAGCCACGAGAGGGUUCACACGGGGGAGAAGCCCUAUUCCUGCCCGGAGUGUGGGGAAGGCUUUGCCUGGUCUUCCCAUCUCCGGAACCACCUGAAAAUUCACGUCCUAGAGAUGCCAUUUUCCUGUGCCAAAUGCGGGAAGGGCUUCAUGGACAAGGCGUCCCUUAUUCGGCACCAGACCACCCACACGGGCGAGAAGCCCUUUACCUGCACAGAGUGCGGGAAAGGCUUUUCCGAUAGGUCGUACCUCUACCGCCAUCGCAGAAUCCACACGGGGGAGAAGCCGUUUUCGUGCUCAGAGUGCGGAAAAGAAUUUGUAGACAAGUCAAACUUUAUCAGACAUCAGAGGCUUCACACCGGGGUCAGACCGUUUGCCUGCUCAGAGUGCGGGAAAUGUUUCUCACAGACUUCACACCUUGUCAGUCACUACAGAGUCCACACGCGUUGA